CAUAGUUGUCCUCUAAAACUCCCUUCCUUCCCCCCUCCUUCUUAUAUAUUAUCUCUCUCUCUUUCUUUCUUUUUUCUAAGCUCUCUGCAAAGAAGGCUGACAGUGAACAGAGAUACCCAUUUCGAUGAUAAUGGAGAAUCACCCUGAUCCGUCCGUAUCUGACCCUCAUCAGGAACUGGUUUCCCAAACAACAAAAAAGGGUGGCCUUAUAACAAUGCCUUUCAUUAUAGCAAAUGAAGCUCUGGAGAGAGUGGCUAGCUAUGGAUUGUUAGCCAAUAUGAUUCUGUAUUUGAUAGGAAGCUUCUACCUCGGAGUAGCCAAAUCCUCUAAUAUUGUCUUUCUAUGGUCAGCUGCUACCAAUUUCAUGCCUUUGAUUGGGGCUUUCAUCUCCGAUUCUUAUCUGGGUCGUUUCCUUACUAUUGGUCUUGGCUCCAUUACCACUUUCUUGGGAAUUGUGUUGAUUUGGUUAACGGCUAUGAUUCCUCAAACAAGGCCACCGCCCUGUAAUCCCUUCACUGAGAAAUGCAAACCGCCAACUUCAUCUCAGUAUGCUCUGUUGUUAGCCAGUAUGACUUUGAUGUCAAUUGGAGCAGGUGGAGUUAGACCGUGUUCAUUGGCUUUUGGUGCAGACCAAUUAGACAAAAGAACAGGAAACAAUUCAAACAAUCAGACUGUUUUGGAAACAUUCUUUAGUUGGUAUUAUGCCUCAGCCGCUUUUGCCACUCUAGUUGCUUUCACGGGUAUUGCUUACAUUCAAGAAAACGCAGGAUGGAAAAUUGGUUUUGGAGUUCCUGCCAUUCUCAUGUUUCUAUCCGCCCUUUUGUUUUUCCUUGCUUCCCCAUUUUACAUUAAGCAAAAACCCAACAAGAGUUUGUUCACCGGUUUGGCUCAAGUGAUUGUCGCUGCUUAUAAGAACAGAAAACUCGCAUUCCCACCAGAAGAUUCAGAAGGAUGGUAUCAUCAUGGAAAGGGUGUCACCCCAAUGAAGCUUACCAAGAAACUCCGGUUCUUAAACAAAGCCUGCAUAAUAAGGAGGCCAGAGGAGAUCAAACCAGACGGAUCUUCUCUACAUCCAUGGAGACUUUGUACCGUAGAACAAACCGAAGAACUAAAAGCAUUGGUUCGAAUCAUUCCUCUAUGGUCAUCCAGCAUUGCCAUGUCUAUUAACGUCAGCCAAGGCACGUUUCAAGUCCUCCAAGCGAAAUCAAUGAACAGACAUAUAACUUCUGGUUUCGUAUUCCCAGCAGCUUCAUUCUUCAUGUUCCUAAUCGUGAGUAUAGUGAUUUGGCUCAUUGUGUAUGAUCGCGUUAUAAUUCCAUUAGGAUCGAAAUUACGAGGGAAACCAUUUAAGAUUGACCCGAGAGUUAGAAUGGGUAUGGGCCUUGUAUGCUCUGCAGUAGCCAUGGCAGUUGCAGCUAUAGUGGAACACAUGCGAAAGAGAAGGGCGAUAAAUGAAGGUUACAUAAACAACCCUGAAGCGAUUGUGAACAUGACAGCAAUGUGGUUAGUACCUCAAAAUAUCUUAAAUGGUAUAGCUGAAGCCUUAAACGCGGUUGCGCAGAAUGAGUUCUUCUAUUCUGAACUACCUAAGAGCAUGUCGAGUAUAGCAGCCUCAAUGAGCGGUCUUGGGCUGGCAGUUGGGAGUUUGUUAGCGAGUUUAAUACUUAAUAUCGUGAGUGAUAUUACACGAAAAAACGGGGAACAAGGAUGGAUCACGGAUGAUAUCAAUAAGGGCAGCUUCGAUAAUUAUUAUUGGCUUCUAACAGUAUUGAGCUUCAUUAACAUGUUCUACUUUCUGUACUGUAAUUGGGCUUACGGCCAUAGUUCCUCUGAUCAGUCUGAGACAUCGGCUGGUGGUUACGAAAUUCAUGAUGCAAUGGCGGAAACGAAGAAGAAGAAUGAAGAUGAAUUGUUGGUUUAUACUAAUAAUAAGAUUGAAAAUGGUGCAGGGAAAGAAGAAGAAGAAGUGCUUAAAGGUGGAUUGAUUAAUCUUUAAAGUGUUAGUUUUGCUGACAUUAAUUUUGUAUCAUCUGAUAAACAAGUAAGUAUUCGACAUGUUCUAGCGAUUUUAAAAGAUUUCGUUAGAUAAAUGUCGAGGUUUUUAAACAAGCAAUUGCUCAAGAAGAUGAAGGAAGAUGCUGCUGCUGCUGCUAAAAAGAGGUUGUUUGUGUUCUAUAUAUAUAGAUAUUAUUAUUAUUAUAUAAUACAAAUAGAGAUAAAUUAAGAAAAUAGAGUGUUUAUGUUUGUAUGUGUGGUGGGUGUGUGAAAUUGUAUUAUUAUUAUUAUAUAUAUUUAGAUUGGGUUGGUUUUUCUUUCUUAAUUUGUAAAUUUGCUGGUUGGCAUGUUCUAUGUUAUGUUCCUAAGUUUAAUGUAUGUGGCUCUUAUUA
Molecule: messenger RNA, 2387 nt
Organism: Impatiens glandulifera
Lineage: Eukaryota; Viridiplantae; Streptophyta; Magnoliopsida; Ericales; Balsaminaceae
Product: protein NRT1/ PTR FAMILY 1.2-like
Exons: 4
Coding region: 125-1996 (623 amino acids)
Biological process (GO): transmembrane transport
Cellular component (GO): plasma membrane
Molecular function (GO): transmembrane transporter activity
Source: RefSeq, a predicted model, not a curated record